UGUUUACUUGACAUAGCGUGAUCCGCACAUGUGCGUAGUUCACGUACAAGCUGCAGAUAUUUCUUCAGUAGGUGAAAAUACUCCCAUCUGAGACUCAACAACGCUUUGUAAAAUGUAUGACCACAUGGAGUGACCUGAGGAUUACAGACGUUUUCGGCAAGUUUCAUUUGGACGGACUUUAAUUGCAUCUCGACCUUUUUUGCAGCUAUUUUAACAUGUGGCUCAGGAGCUCUACCCACCAGCACAAGUUUGUUCUUGACUGGUGCCGAAAACUGUCCAGACCAGUGUCCUCUUUGGGGCCUCCAGCAGAGACUUCCCACCUGAGCCCAGAGGACAGAAACCGGGACCCUGCGGUCAAAAGGCGCCACAGAGGGUCAAAUCCCUCCACUGCUCCACAUCACCCUGCUGUAGCUGAAAGGAUAGCAGAUCGUAAGAGGUCAUUCAAGGAUAAAUCCUCAAAGAAUGAUAUCCCACCACCACAGAAUCAUGGGAGGGGGGGAGUCUUCAAGGUAUCGUCUGAGCUUAGGAAACUGAGUCUGGAAGACUUCCCUGCAGACAAAGAGAGGCAGCUGAGACCAAAGCAAGAAGAUACAGCUGAUGUUGUCUUUGGCAUUGCUCCCUGUCUCCUGGCUCUCACUCAGGGGAGAAGGAAGGUCUACCAACUGUUGGUUAAAGAUGGUGAGACCUCUCUGAGGGCCUCUGUCAUAUCGGUAUGUGAGGAAGCACAUCGGCGAGGGGUACAAGUCAGUCGGGUCAGCAAGAAGGAUCUGGACAAGAUGUCCUCUGGAGGAGUACAUCAGGGAGUAUGUCUGCGAGCCAGUCCCCUGAACUUUCUCACCUUUGACUCUGAAUCCAACACAAGUGGGCAUGGCAUCCCUCUGUGGCUGGUCCUGGAAAGAAUCCAGGACCCGAUGAACCUGGGCGCCAUCCUGCGCUCUGCUUAUUUCCUCGGCGUGGACAGGGUGAUCAGCAGUCUUCGCUAUAGCUGCCCGCUGUCUCCCGUGGUCAGCAAGGCCAGCUCGGGCGUCAUGGAGGCCAUGAGGGUGUAUGGGUGUGACAACCUGGAAGACAUGUUGAGGACGAAGGUGAAACAGGGUUGGCAGGUGGUUGGGACAGUGGGAGCAGAUCCGGAGGAGUCCCGGAUUCCUGUUGCCUCUUGUUCGGACUUUCAGGUGACGAGGCCGACGAUGCUGCUGAUGGGAAGCGAGGGGGAAGGGCUCUCCGGGAAGCUCCUCUCCGUGUGCCAAACCCUGCUCACGAUCCCAGCUGGUAGAGACUUGGCACCCGGAAUUGAGUCUCUGAACGUCUCUGUGGCCGCAGGCAUCAUGCUGCACUCUCUGCUCACAAAGUCCAGAUGUUUGUCGCAGAAGGAAAGUAGACCUUAAUGCGCUGCUAAACAAUGUCUGGGUGAAACCUGAAAUUAUAAAGCUGGUGAUUUACUGGUAUUAUUAUCAAUAAACCUUUUCCAAAAACUAAAAGCAUCAGUAUAUCUUAAUAUAAUUCAUGCAAACACACUAAUAAACUGUAUCCAGUGACACAUACUGUACAUAGAAAUGAAAAAAGAUUCAAAGGCAAAUCAGUUUAUUACUGCCAGCUGUAUACCAUUGAUGAUCCUUUCUCACCUACUCAAAUUGAAUCUGCAAAACUGGCAGCUUAAUUAGUUCCAUCAUAAUUCUCUUCUUACAUUUGAAUGAUUUGUAUUAAUAUUUAUCAAGAAUAAAUGUGGGGAGGACUUAGCAAAAGGAUUCACAACCUUUUUCGACAGUUUCACACAGAGACCAUACAUAACAUGGAAGUUAAAUUACACAUGGUUUGCAAACCUUUUUACAAAUAAAAAUCUAAAAUGUUA
Messenger RNA from Xiphophorus hellerii (green swordtail), 1849 nucleotides. RefSeq names its product mitochondrial rRNA methyltransferase 1 homolog (S. cerevisiae) (gene mrm1). Gene Ontology annotation, cellular component: mitochondrion. Bases 216 to 1385 code for a protein of 389 amino acids. Gene Ontology annotation, molecular function: RNA binding; rRNA (guanine) methyltransferase activity. NCBI's taxonomy places the organism in Eukaryota, Metazoa, Chordata, Actinopteri, Cyprinodontiformes, Poeciliidae. The record is from RefSeq and is a predicted model, not a curated record. Gene Ontology annotation, biological process: rRNA methylation. The transcript has a single exon.